Messenger RNA from Brassica oleracea var. oleracea, 537 nucleotides. RefSeq lists its product as uncharacterized. The coding region runs from base 5 to 463 and encodes 152 amino acids. The record is from RefSeq and is a predicted model, not a curated record. The transcript has 4 exons. NCBI's taxonomy places the organism in Eukaryota, Viridiplantae, Streptophyta, Magnoliopsida, Brassicales, Brassicaceae.
UCUAAUGGCUUACAAUCUUCUUAUUACCGUGCUCCUCGUACUCGCUUCCCUCUCUCUAGCCUCCUGUUAUUCUCAUCCCACAAGAGAUGUCUUGUUUAAACAAGACGAUGUUGAAUCAUAUUCUAUGACCACGAGUCAGCAAGGAUCAUCGAUGCUUGAUGUUGAAGGUCUAGUGAAAGCUCGAAGUCUUCAAGUUCUAUUCGCUGGCUCAAAAGUGGCUGUGAAUAAAGCUUCCAAGAGUAGUGGUUCAAAGAAGAGAAAACAUAAGAGCAAAGUAGGAUCACUGGAUGUUUCAGCCGUUGUUGGAAUCAUAAUAGCAGCAAUUGUGGUUACUAUUAUCAUCAUCUAUGUUAUAUAUUUUUUCUAUGUGAAGCACAAAACAAAAAAGGCUCAAAGUCUUGGACAAGAGAAAACAAAUGGAUCAUCGGAAAAUCAGACUUCCAAAACAGAGGAUAGUGUCUAAAAAGAACUUCAUGAUCGCUAUCAUCACUUCGGUGGAACUAUUUUUUUUUUCUGUGAUCUUUUAUUAGAACUUGA